AGAAGCAGCACAAACAGGCUGAGCAGGUCGAGAAUGAAAUCAAUCGAUUCGGCGGCUGACAGGAGAGACCCGAGGGGGCGCCAGGCUGCGGGAAGCGGAGACUGCGUGCAAGACUGCUAGUACGUGGAAGCUGUAUAGAGGUAUUUUUUGCAAACAAUGGCAUUAUAGCAUAUACCUUGCAAUUAUUCAUGGCUGAGUCAGAGACUGCCUCACGCCUGAAUCAGGCAGUUACCACCUGCUUCUAUCCUGCAACCACGCAUUCUACACGAUUCAGGAUUCGGUUUUGUGAUUCAAAACAUGUAUGACUCCAACAGACCGCACCCCCUGCUAGCGCAGGUGCCUUUGACCGUGUCCCCGUUCAUCUCACUCCCGACAGCCGUCACUCUACCCUACACAUACAAAUCUGUCGCGUCAUCGCUGCCUCCGUCCAUUACGGUGAACCCAGCCAACUCGGAUGAGAAAGCUCGCUACGUCGUCUCCUCCACGGGCGGCCAUGCAGCCCACCCGGAUGAAAUACUAGCAUCGUGCCAGUCUCUUGAAGAUCAUCUGAAAAGGACAGCGGCAGAUGCGAAAAAGGCAAUUACUGACUGGGAGGACUCUGUCAGACAGCGAGAACUGGCGGAAAAGAGACGUGUAGCGCCCGGCUGGCUGGACCGAGAUGAGAAACUUUUGCAGCCCGAAGCCAUACACGGCUCCUCGGUGCAUGGUGAUGCUGCAUCCCCGAGCAUCUUGGACUCGAGUACGCGAGAGCAAGAAUUGCAAGCCACUCCUGCUAUAGCACCGCGAGACGAGGGUGAGGAGCUGGACAGAGCAUUUGGUGGUUUGAACGUGAAAUGAGAGGCAUUCUCAAUAUUAUUGAAUGGAUGAGGGGCCAUUGGCCCAGGAGCAUUUGCUUACGAUGUGCACGACAGUGACAUUAUAAUAUGCAAAUCUUGAUCAUAGGCUUGCUAUCAUUCUUGUGUCCCAAGCCUCGCCCGUACCCCAUCAAGACGGGUCUUCGUGUCACGCACGAACUCAGGUAUACUACUCUAGCCAAGAUUACGGUCACGGGCAGUUCGAUGGAACUAUGCGAGGAUACGCUCGAGACGCUCAACACGCCGAAAGCUCUCUCUUGAGCUUACUGGCACAUAACACCGGGUCUAGCUGAUCUCUGC
This is a messenger RNA of Talaromyces proteolyticus, 1154 nucleotides long. RefSeq lists its product as uncharacterized. The record is from RefSeq and is a predicted model, not a curated record. Bases 298 to 837 code for a protein of 179 amino acids. NCBI's taxonomy places the organism in Eukaryota, Fungi, Ascomycota, Eurotiomycetes, Eurotiales, Trichocomaceae. The transcript is spliced from 4 exons.